This is a messenger RNA of Drosophila santomea, 1620 nucleotides long. RefSeq lists its product as uncharacterized. The transcript is spliced from 3 exons. NCBI's taxonomy places the organism in Eukaryota, Metazoa, Arthropoda, Insecta, Diptera, Drosophilidae. The record is from RefSeq and is a predicted model, not a curated record. Bases 87 to 1460 code for a protein of 457 amino acids.
UAUUCAAUCUGUUCAUUGCGUGACAUUGCUAUUUCUCUCGUGCAAUUUCUCAUUAUUAUUUCCUUAAAAAUAUUUAAUCAAUUAAAAUGAAGCAAAGCAUGUUUUCGAAUCGUUACAACAAUAAGCGACGCAAUUUUUACGAGCGUUACGAAGCUGCGAGGAAGCGUCAUACUAGUUUGCCCGAGUGCGAGCGUCCGGUGGAGCCAACUGAACUGAAGCUUUCAAACUUUUCCGUCAAUCGCCGCCACUUUUCGUAUCGUCAAGUGGCCAAUCAAACGCGAGAGCAGCUGAAGAACGACCUCUGGCUAACCAGUAAUCGACUGCCCAUUGUGGUGCGCCACAACAUCGAGCAGCGGAACAACAAGCCUCUGAUGUCCAGAUACAACGCGGAAGGGGCUACCCAUGAGUUCAGCCAUAAUGGCAAACCACGGCGUGGUCGUCCUCCAACCGCCGCCACUGCAGCCAAAUUAGUGUCUGAAUUCGCCCUUCAAGUCGGUGGCAUUUCCAAAACGCUGCCCGACAAAGAUGAAGGCCAGUCAGGAGGGUCGUUGGAUGUGCAGUUGAAGACCAAGAAAGCGGACAAGAUUACGGACAAGACUGCGGACAAGAUUCCGGAUAAGAUGGCAAGCAAUGUGGCGGACAAGAUUCCGGAUAAGAUGGCAAACAAUGUGGCGGACAAGAUGAUGGACAAGGUGCCGGACAAGAAGACGGAUAAGAUGCCGGAUAAGAUGGCGGAUAAGUUGGUGGAUAAGAUGGGGGAUAAGAUGGCGAACAAUGGGACGGACAAGAGGUUCGAAAAGGUGGCGGAUAAGAUGGCGAACAAUGGGACGGACAAGAUGACCGAAAAGGUGGCGGACAAGAAGGCGAACCAAAUGGAGGAGGACUCCAAGAUCUCGGGCUCCGUAAACAUCAAAGUCGAAGGGGUCGAGCAAAAUCAAGCGGCGCCACAGCCAAGUUCGAUGACCAAUACCAAUACUAAUGCCAAUCAGGGUUUUACCGCAAACUGGAACUUUAGUUCAACUUUAAGCGCUUUUCCUAACUCCGUACAGAGCUUGGAUUUUAACUGGGCCGAACACUUCAAUGCUAUAUCAAACCAGUACUACAAUCAUAUCAUAAACUCCCUCCCGUUUUCGGGACGGAUGCAGUCGUUUAACCCAACACCUUUUAGCACACCUUUUCUUGGUGUUAACCCAUUGAUGAUGGGUCGUCACCCACCAUUUCGGGUCUAUACUUGCCCGAUGGAAAGCUGCAAGCAAAACUUUGAUACGCGACGCGCCAUGUACAAGCAUCAACGCGAGACUGGUCACCACGCCUGGUCACACAACUGCAACAAGUGUGGCCAGGUCUUUCGCACAGCGGGCUUCAAGCGCAUGCACUCCCCUAAUGCCUGUGAGCGCAAUCUGCACAAGUUCAAAAUCGCUAAGCCGAAUGAAACUAAGCCAAGAACAAAGCCGGAAUAACUCUGUCCUACCUCUGGACUGAGCGCUUACACAGCUAAAAACAAUUAAUUCAACAUCGUUUUUUUCUUUAUAAAACAAAUUUAUUUGAGGUGUUUUCCAUAAAUGUUGGAACACGAGAAAAUGUGAUAGGAAUAUUUUUAUCAUCAAUAAAGAACAUAAC